UCCUUUUCAUAAAAAGCAAGUGACAGACCAUAGAGUUCUAGUCAUCCUUACAGACUUUAAUUUCUUAAACAUCCUUUCAGCUGAGCAGGGAAUUCUGUGGUAUCUUGAAAGCAGUGACAGAAGGAGGAAGUGCCAGAACAUAAGAGUUGUAGGCGCCCUCACAAACACCAACUUCUUAAAAUUCUUCUCCAGCUAAGCAGUGAAUUCCAUGGUGUUUUGAAAGCAGGGACAGAUCAAGAUGGCUGUCUUGGGAGAGCAGGCUCCGGCUGGAGAGAGAAUGCUCAGGAUGCCCAGUUGCCUCCUAAAGCUGACCAGGGUGGUGAAGAGCCACAAGCCCUGGGCCCUGUUUAUCCUCAUCUUUGUGUUUGUAUCCUUUGCCUACAUCGAGUUGUACUAGGACAUCGGGGAGGACCCAAAGAGCAGAGGCCCCACCUACGGCUUGUCUGCUGAGAUCAGCUGUGCUCACUAUGUGCCUUCUCCCCUCGACAUUGCUGGUAGGCCCUCUCCUUCCACAGGAAAGGUGUUUUUUGUGGAGACCUCAGAGCAAACUUCACCAAGUUACCUGUUCUCGUGCUCUGUGGAGUCAGCGGCCAGGACACACCCCACAUCAAGAGUCUUGGUGCUCAUGAAAGGCUUGGCCAAAGGGAACGCCUCCUUGCCCAAGCACUGGGCUUUCUCCUUGCUGAGCUGCUUCUCCAACGUGGAAAUCCGGCCCCUGGACUUGACAGAGCUCUUUUCUGGAACGCCUCUGAAAAGGUGGUACUUAUGGCCUCUGCGGCACUGGGAGCCACAUUUUUUACCUGUCCUCUCUGAUGCCUGCAGAAUUGUCCUCAUGUGGAAAUUUGGUGGCAUCUACCUGGAUACAGACUUCAUUGUGCUUAAGAACUUACAGAACCUCACCAAUGCCCUUGGCAUUCAGGAUGACGUUGAACUGAAUGGGGCCUUUCUAUCCUUUAAGGCCAAGCACAAGUUCAUGGAGCUUUGCAUGCAGGACUUUGUGCAGAAUUACAAUGGCUGGGUCUGGGGGCGCCAGGGCCCAGACCUCCUAACUCGUGUCUUCAAGAAGUGGUGCUCCCUCAGGACUAUCAAGAGCAUGAGCUGCAAAGGUGUGAGUGCUCUUGCCCCAGAAGUUGUUUAUCCUAUUCCCUGGCAGAACUGGAAGAAGUUGUUUGAGGCAGUCAGUGCCUUGGAGCUUCACAAACUCCUUAGGAACAUUAAUUGCCAUUAAUGUAUUUUUAAACUCUCUUUUUAUUGUCCCCCACAUUUCUGGUGUCUUCAACUGCAGUGGAGCUUUGGCCACACAAGUUCUCCCCCUACAGUAGUAAGCAGCAUCUCCAUAUUCGUUCCAUAUCACCUGACCUUGCUUCCACUGGGCAUACCCCUUCCUUUUUUACCUUAUCUCCAAAAGAAGAUUCCUGUUCAGCCAAGGUGGUCUUCUGCCUCAUAUGCUUGAUUUCCAAUUUUUAGGAAUUGCCUUUUCCUGUGCCCUGAGGAGGUGGUGCUUAAAAAGUGGCCAUAGUACUGAUGGACCCCAGGACCUUCAAAAGCAUUUUCCCAGGUGUGUUGGUUCUCAAAUCAAUUCUCAAAUCUCAAAAUCUCAAGUUUUGAGAAAAAAAAAAAAAAAACAAUAAAAAAACCUAAUUUUUUUUCUCAAAAUCUUGAAUUCAAGAUCUUAAAAAUCUCAAAUUGAUGAACCAAAACCACUACAAAGUGGGAAUUUACUUACUGGUUCCCUGAGGGACCCGAAGUCGCUUCUUCCCAUGUCCAGGGUUUAAGUUUUGUUGGCACUUCUCCUCCUGUCACCAGAGAUUUUAAACUUGAUGGCUUCAUGGUCACUGUGGCCAAGACAGCCACCAAUCUCCACUCAAGAGGAUCACAAGAUCCUCUCUGUUGACAAGCAACAAAUCAAGGAGGGAGGGCAUCUUUGCUAGUCAGCCCUCUUAGUACCUGUAGCUUGAAGUUGUCAUCCAGGUGUUUCAGGAAUACAUAGGGAGUAUAUGAAAAUUGUGUUAAAGAAACAAAAUAUUUUAAGGCCUGCUGUGGAUCUGAUGACCAUCUCCCCACCUAAAUGUGUUCCCUGUGUGUCCAGGUCAUUGUAUUGUAAUAAUGCAUUUGAAAUUAACCUCUUAUGGAAUGAGAAGAGGAGACUAAAACAUCCUGGAUAUCUGCCUGUACCAAAUAAAAGCUUCUGUCUGGAAGGUAAA
Messenger RNA from Motacilla alba alba, 2204 nucleotides. Its product is annotated as lactosylceramide 4-alpha-galactosyltransferase-like. Gene Ontology annotation, biological process: protein O-linked glycosylation. The record is from RefSeq and is a predicted model, not a curated record. Gene Ontology annotation, molecular function: acetylglucosaminyltransferase activity. NCBI's taxonomy places the organism in Eukaryota, Metazoa, Chordata, Aves, Passeriformes, Motacillidae. The transcript has 3 exons.